Osmia lignaria (orchard mason bee) is the source of this 718-nucleotide messenger RNA. RefSeq lists its product as uncharacterized. The record is from RefSeq and is a predicted model, not a curated record. NCBI's taxonomy places the organism in Eukaryota, Metazoa, Arthropoda, Insecta, Hymenoptera, Megachilidae.
CUUCCUUUUACCAAUUAACCCUGGAACGUUAACGAGUUGCGUGGAAUCAGCUGGGAACUAUACUUUCUUUCUGUUAGUUAUCAACGGUCGACCAACGUUCUCACUGCUUUACAUUCGCACGGCUUUGACAGUGAAUAAACAUGGAAAUCCGUACACUGUUAAUAUUGUUAUCCGUGAUAGCAUCAGCGGUAACAUUUCCUCAAAAAGAUGGUCAAAUUUUUAGUAACGAGGCUAUAAAACAAGCACAGAAUACCUAUCUUAUUCCAAAAGAUGCGACAAUACAAAAGGUACAAGAGGGUAUAGAACUGGCUGCAUACGAAUCAAUUCCUGGUGAUCAAAAGAUCAAUCUUUUUGAAAUUCUGGGAGAGCACGUUCCUCCGGAAGUCGUGAACAAUCUUCAGACUCAGAUCGAUCAGAUAGGACGAAAUUAGAUUCGUUUCUUUCUUCCCCGAUUGUCAUCGUUUCCUUGUAAAAAUUUCUCUAGCCCUAAGUUUUAUAACAAAUAUUUAUAAAAUGUGAUAACCUUUUUUUUAUAACGAUGUACUUAGUUUUUGUCACUUUUUCUUAAAUAAAUUGAAUAAAAACACACCCUAUUCAUAUGAUCCUUAUAAAAAUAUUAACAUUCCUGAUUUCUGUGAGACUUUUGAGAAAGUCCUAUUGGUAUUAUUGUCAAGAGAAUGGCUAUGUUAAAUGUAUAUUAAAAACUUUCUUCACGACG